Columba livia (rock pigeon) is the source of this 2118-nucleotide messenger RNA. RefSeq names its product phosphodiesterase 6G (gene PDE6G). Gene Ontology annotation, cellular component: photoreceptor outer segment membrane. NCBI's taxonomy places the organism in Eukaryota, Metazoa, Chordata, Aves, Columbiformes, Columbidae. Gene Ontology annotation, molecular function: cGMP binding; 3',5'-cyclic-nucleotide phosphodiesterase activity. The record is from RefSeq and is a predicted model, not a curated record. The transcript is spliced from 4 exons. Gene Ontology annotation, biological process: positive regulation of G protein-coupled receptor signaling pathway; positive regulation of epidermal growth factor receptor signaling pathway; visual perception. Bases 1727 to 1990 code for a protein of 87 amino acids.
GAGCUCCCCCGACCCCCAAAAACCGGCGGGUGUCACCCCGGGGAGCCUGCGCGCCAGGCUGGACGCGGGAUCUGGACUCGGCUUAUUUAAACUGUUGAUUUGGGUGUUGAACUCGGGGCAGCCUCACGGACGGGAUCCCACGUGUGUUUUAAUACAGGUGGUGCCUGAGUUAUGUGUCACCUCUUGUCUGUGGGGACACCUGCCCUUGGGGACAGGCAGCAGCUCACGUCCUGAGCCCCGGAUUUCCCAGCAGCCAGACACUGUUGCCCCCCCCCGCCCCCCAAGGUGGAAAAUCCCCACCAAGGGCAGGCUGGCGCGUCUCCCCCCUCCCAGCCCCACCGCACUGCUGCUCCUUCGUUCCCCAGCCUGGAUUUUAAGUGUCUUUAGCAGCUUUGGUGUGACCUGGUGACUGGGAAGGGCUGGGGUACCACGCUGGACCCCGCCUCCCCACCAGCACCUUAAGCCUCUUAGGGGCUUCUCCACGUCAAGGGUUUGCGGGGGGGCACCAGGGCUGCCGGCCCCUUCCCGGACCGGGGUGCGUGCGGCCCCGGGCACAUGGGACCUGGCAGCCCCCCAGCGAGGACGCCGGGCCUGUCCCCAUCGCCGAGGUCACAGCCAGCCUGGCUGUUAUUCACAGAGCCUUUUCUCCCUCACUUGCCUUUGCCUCCAUCUUAAAAUCCCAUAAAUUUGGCGCAGUGUAUCCCCCUCCAUCCUGCCCAGCUGGGUGGGGGGACCCACGGCCCCCCCAUCCUCCCAGGACAAGCCACAAAGCCCCUGAGCAGCACUCGCUAAUGAACCCCGGCUGGAAGCAGCAAUUAGCACCAGGCCCUGCUCUUUGCCGGAGAAGCAGCCGGUUCUGCCGGCUUCAGAGAAAACGCUCCCGGAUCCCUGUAAUCCUAUUUGUUGGGUCCGACUAAUUGCAAUUAGUGAGAGGGGCUGAAGUUCAAUUAAAGUGUGCUGAGAUUAUUCCUUUUUCUAAUUGCUUUAGUGCUGGGAUUAGGGGAAGCUUUGGAGUGACACCGUCCCACAGACAGUGAGGUGCCGCGCAGCAGCUGCCCAGCCCCAAUUCUGCCGUGUUUUGCCCUGAAAUGGCCAGGCAGGGCUCAGGCUGUCCCCUGGGUGCUGGCCCCUGUGGUGGCACUGGCAGGGACAAGGCUCCGUGGGCAGCUCUUGUGCCAGGACCUGCACCCGUGCCGGUGGGAUCUGGCAGUGCCUGCCAGCAGCAACACCCACCGCCCUCGUUUUUGGGGCCAGACCCCGCUCGGCACCAAGCACAGGGCACAGGCUGAGAACCCGGCGUGUCCUGCUGGUCCCACCCCUGCUCCUGGCACCAAGGGACAUCAGGGUGAUCUCUUGGGGGUCCCCUGUUAGAGACCCCAUGGUGGUUUGGGGAGGGAAGGCAGGGUCCCCCCACAUGUCCUGAUCUCAUCCCCAUCAGUCCCAGCGGCACUAAUCCAGAUACCCCCACCCCACUGGGGCAGGAGAGCAGAUUACCCCGUUGAAAAGAAGGGACACAAAUAAUCCUAUUACCCCAGAGCAGGAUAAAGCUGCCUCCCCUGAGCCCCCCCAGAGCGGCCACAGGACACACAGGAGCGGGACGGAGGGUCCACAGACCAGCACUGGCCCCGGCGACCACGGCGGCUGCGUGUGAGGAGCCCUCCUGUGCCAGCGCCGGACACACAGGGACAACCGCGACCCGGGGCCGGCUGCCAGCCCUGGCACAGCCAUGAGCCUGGAGCCCCCCAAGCCGGAGAUCAAAUCUGCCACCAGGGUGACGGGGGGACCCGCCACUCCCCGGAAGGGACCACCCAAAUUCAAGCAGAGGCAGACGAGGCAGUUCAAAAGCAAGCCUCCCAAAAAGGGGGUGCAGGGGUUCGGCGAUGACAUCCCAGGCAUGGAGGGGCUGGGAACAGACAUCACCGUCAUCUGCCCCUGGGAAGCCUUCAGCCACCUGGAGCUGCACGAGCUGGCUCAGUACGGCAUCAUCUAGGCAGGACACGGGCACCGCUGGUCACCAUCACCGUCCCCACCCCGUAGUGCUGUGUAGGUAGAAGCCGCCCCGUCACCGUGGGGCUCAGCCUGGAGAAAUGCCCAUUAAAAUCCAGAAUGAGCACAGGA